CAGAUUCAUCUCCUUUGCUUUUAUAAUAAAUCAAGUGAUUAUAAAGAAUGUCAGCAUAUGGUACCGUAGCACUAAUUCUGACACAUAACUUUUUUUUUUAUAGACAUCUACAGCAUUAUAGAUAUUGCAUAUAACCCAGAUGUUCUCCAGAGGGCAGAAGAAAACCCAGAAAAAAUGCAGCACUUGAUCCACUUGACCCUUAGAUUUGUUGAGGAGCGAUGCAAACUUGUCCUUUCUUAUCUGUACACCGUUGAAUCAUUCAAAUUGAAGGGAAGCCUGGAAAAGAUGCAGCAACGUCUGACGGGACAGCAGAUGCCAACUCCACGUUUCAGUCAGAGCACAAAGACGGAACUGACACUUGAUCAGCUGCUGCACACUCUGGAAGCCGAGGACUGCAGCAACGCUCCCGUGCUCCUGAAGGAAGAAAGUGUGACACAGUCUAAAGCGCAUCUGAUAGAGGAGAUUACCAGUACUGAAAUCGCAGAGAAGCCAAGUGCUCCUGUCUAUGAAAUGAUCACUGUGAAAGAUGCAAACAAAAACCCACUCAAAAUUGAACUCAGAAUUGAAUUGCCUAAGGUUAGCUCUGUUUCUGAGUGUGAUCUGAGAAUUUCAAAGGACGACGUAAUUAUUGAAGUCCCUGAAAAAUACAAAUUACAACUAGAUCUGCCAGAAGUGGUGGAUGAAGAAACAGCUACAGCAGUAUUUAACAAAGGAAAACGGGUAUUGUUUAUCACAGUGCUAGUUGCCAAGAGAUCUUUAAAGCCUGCCUUCUCUCCAGGUCAUGAUCACAGCUGAGAGCACAAAAGCUUCGAAUGUGAAUCCUUAAUUUUUAGGUGGUGAUGAGGUUGGUAUUUUUUUUAAUGACCUUCUAAUCUUCAGUGGUGAAUACCUUAAAUGCCUUUAGAAGAUGCAUGUAGAGGAACACUAGGACCACCCAACUUGGGGAAAAAAUAAGUAAAGAUUGUAAAUAUUCAGGGAGUACCUGAGUAUGUUAACAGUUGUAGCAAAGAACCAUAAAUGCAUACAUGCUUUACUACAUCAUUGAUUUUGCCUUAAGGUAUAGCAGGAACAGUUGUGAAGUCGUUUUGCUAAAUAAUUGGUUACUAGAUCCCAUGAUUAGAACAGCUCUCACAUUAUUUAAUGCCAGAACAAGCAGCAGAGGUGUCAUAGAGAGUUCUACCAGCUGCCCUGCACGCUGCUGCUGUUCUCUUUAGGACAAUUCCUGCUGAUCUUACCUGGAGUAGGCUUUGUGGUCUUUUCAGUCACUAAAUACGCUUCACCUCACUUCUUACCAGUUUGGUAAGCUCUGAAUGAGACCAUAAAACAGGCUUACUCUGUACUACUCAAAACAGCACAGAGAGAUUCAAAGCUCAGGAACCCUCGGCAUGAAGCUAGCAACCAAAACCAGUCUUGGAGCAGCACUUCAACUAGGAAAACCAUCUGUGUUAGUUUACACAGAUACACAAACCACAAAGGAAUACAAAGCAACACAAAAUUACUUCAAUGAUUAGUAAGCAUUACUAGAAUUAAUUGAGAAGGGGACAAAAGUUUUAAGUGAUCUUCGUUUCAUGACUGGUUUAAUAGUAGGGUCAUUCUUAUGGCUUCCAUGACACAUUUGCACUACAAUCACGUUUCUGUACUGAUACCAGAUCAGAAACGGCAAGAUAAAUAGGUUUUGAGCUGCAACUUUAAAAUACAGGUUUACAAACGAGUAAGUACUCCCAGUUUUCCCCCUUCUUUCUUUCAAAGAAACUUAGAUUGUUGCGUUGAAAUACUGUUCAGUUGCAAGUCCAAGCUGAAACUGCAGCAGUGCACAAGCUGUCCUGUUGCACCAGGAGUCACCCUCAGCACUCCAAGCACACACAACUCAAAAAAACCUACAUAGUGCAAGUGUUCCAGUCUGACAGUCACUCACAGAGUGUUUCCACAACAUGAACUAUUUCGUGUUCUCACUGCAGGAGGAAAGUGAAAGGUCUCCGUAGCCAGAAUUUCGAGGUUCUAGUGAAAACUGCAGCAAGGAAGCCAGGAAGAUUAAAGUUUGCUGCUGCAUGACCGUAAUAAAGCAUGUAUUAUUUUGGAACAUCUGUGAUGACAAUUUAAAGUUAAUAGGGUGAGUUUCACUCUCAGACUGAGAGGCUGAACAGCUCUGACUGUGCUACAGCAGUACAGUAAAGCCACACACAACUGAACAGAAAAGCACCAGAACGUGUUUUAGUAGUUGUCAAUUCCAAACAUUUAAUAGAAUGUAGGUUCACUAGAGCAGGUCUGGAACCAAGAUACUUUAAGAUCAUGAAUUUUUUUUUUUUUUUUUUUUGCUUAAGCCAGACAUGAAAACCAGGUAUCACAGCAACCGGACAUUAAAUAGUUCCCACAAAAAUAUUUAAUUUCCACAGUAUUUUCUUUUAACAUCUUUAGUGAAUUUUGUAGAACUUUACAGGAAACAGUACUUGAUGCAAUAUACAGAAUAACAGAUGACUUUAACUUCUUUUUUUUUUUU
This is a messenger RNA of Athene cunicularia (burrowing owl), 2497 nucleotides long. RefSeq names its product PIH1 domain containing 2 (gene PIH1D2). Lineage: Eukaryota; Metazoa; Chordata; Aves; Strigiformes; Strigidae. The coding region runs from base 175 to 795 and encodes 206 amino acids. Gene Ontology annotation, biological process: rRNA processing; box C/D snoRNP assembly. The transcript has 3 exons. Gene Ontology annotation, cellular component: ribonucleoprotein complex; cytoplasm; R2TP complex. The record is from RefSeq and is a predicted model, not a curated record.